Camponotus floridanus (Florida carpenter ant) is the source of this 1336-nucleotide messenger RNA. Its product is annotated as RCC1 and BTB domain-containing protein 1-like. Lineage: Eukaryota; Metazoa; Arthropoda; Insecta; Hymenoptera; Formicidae. Gene Ontology annotation, molecular function: ubiquitin protein ligase binding. Gene Ontology annotation, biological process: proteasome-mediated ubiquitin-dependent protein catabolic process; regulation of proteolysis. The record is from RefSeq and is a predicted model, not a curated record. Bases 754 to 1215 code for a protein of 153 amino acids. The transcript has 7 exons. Gene Ontology annotation, cellular component: cytoplasm.
UAACGAUAAUAAUUAUUAUCAUAAAGUAAACAAUUGUUUGUUAUUUAAGUGUAUGCUUGGGGAAAAAAGAAUUGGGAAGAAAAUGAUUCGGAAGAAAGUGAUUGGAAAGAAAAUGAUAGUUAGGUUGUUAACGAAAACAUAACUAAUUUUAGUGUACCGUGGCAGGUGAAACAUGAAUUGGAGAAAAGGAAAGUUGUCCGUAUCGCGUGUGAUUCAAAUUUUAACAUAGUUGUAACUGACGAAAGUAAACUAUACGGUUGACGCGAUAACAAGAGCAUCCAGAUUAUAUUCGACCGUGCAAAAUAUUAUAAAUACCCACGCGAAAUUAUCAGAAUCUCGGAUAAAACAGUUAAGGUGGUCUGUGGAGACGGGCAUACAUUGGCGCUCGCAAAUAAAGGAGAAAUCUAUGCCUGAGGCUCGAACUUAUUUCGACAAGUAGGUGUAAAUAGCAACCAGAAACCUUCCGGACCGAUCGUGGUAAACAUCCCCGAGAUGGGAAAGAUUUUGGAUAUUGCUGCUUAUUGUAACUUGAACGUUGCCGUUGGCUGUGAUAAGAUUGUCUAUGUGUGACGUAAAUUUUGUUUUGAUCUUCAUAAUACUAUACCGUUUCCCACAAAGUUUCGAAAAUUCAUGAUGCGUUUUGCGCAUUUUGCGCACAGUGUGUGGAGUAGUGUGCACAAUUCAUCGAUUGUGUUUAUGAAUAAUUUCAAUUGUCGAAUGAUCUUAUAAUAUUAGUCAAAGGACAACCUAUUUAUGUUCACUAUCCUUAAGAUUCGUUGUCAGUAUUUUAAAAAUAUGUUUCAACAUGAUUGGACUGAAAAUAUUCAAAGCAUAUCGGAUUCAGUGUACACGGUAUCAGAGAAAUUUUCUUACGUCGUUUAUAAAGCCUUCUUAAAAUAUUUAUAUACCGGCAUAAUCGAUUUACCUUCGGAGAAUGCAUUAGAACUUAUGGAAUUGGCCGAUAUGUAUUGUGAAACCAAUCUUAUAAGAGAUUGCAGUCAGAUAAUAAAGAAAGUCAUUACUGUGUCAAAUGUAGCCUUCUUCUACAAUAAAGCUAUCGAAUGCAAUGCUAAGGAACUCAAAGAAUUCUGCUUCCAGUUUGCUCUGCGUCACAUGAAAGCUGUAGUAUUAUCGGAAGAGUAUAUUAAGUUAGACACGAGUACAAAGGAUAAUUUUAUGCACAGAGCAGCUAAAGGAAAUACUCUCGAAAUAUGAUUUUUUUGACAUAAGUUUCGAACCAAAUCGCAGAUCGUUUUUUAUUCAUAUACAUGAAUCAUUGAAGCUAUAUAUGUCCAAUAAAUCUUCUUCUAGUUACCAUUUUAUAGUUUAAGGUAAU